Molecule: messenger RNA, 2460 nt
Organism: Fundulus heteroclitus (mummichog)
Lineage: Eukaryota; Metazoa; Chordata; Actinopteri; Cyprinodontiformes; Fundulidae
Gene: abcb8
Product: ATP-binding cassette, sub-family B (MDR/TAP), member 8
Exons: 16
Coding region: 121-2232 (703 amino acids)
Biological process (GO): transmembrane transport
Cellular component (GO): membrane
Molecular function (GO): ABC-type oligopeptide transporter activity; ATP hydrolysis activity; ATP binding
Source: RefSeq, a predicted model, not a curated record
GCGUGCGUCUGUUGUGGAUCAGCAGCGUCAGUAUGGCAGCCUGCAGAGAGCUGUGGGAUUAUUAAGGUUCAGGUUUAAGUUAACCUUUUGAGUUAUUUACCGCUGAAAGAAGCCUCAAACAUGUCCCAGCUGCUGUGCUCCAGACUGUACCUCACAGCUACCUCACGUUCGCUGUCUUUUAACUCCCUGUGCAACAAGACAGGAAACAAAUGGAAGCUCUCUCGGUGGUAUACGUGUUAUGCACACGGCUCCACGCAGCAGCCCGGCAAUGCUUUCCACCGCAUUUGGAGCCUGACUCAGAGGGCCGUUCGCCACUCCCCCUCCCGGACAUCCAAAUCAGCGGGUUUGAGACUCAUCCUGGGACCUGCGGUCCUUAGUGUCUCAGCACGGCUGUUUUGCCGGGUGGCCCGCUGUGAGGCAGAUGUCAAUAACAACACGCCAGGGGAAGUUAUCGCCACAGACCCAGUGCCUGAGUUCAAAUGGCAUAUGCUAUGGGAAUUUGUCAAACCUCAAUUGUUUGCUCUCAUCUGUGCUGUUGUGCUUGCUUUUGGUGCAGCUAUUCUGAACAUUCAAAUCCCGUUAAUGCUCGGGGACUUGGUGAAUGUUGUGGCACGCUACCUCAGAGAACAUUCAGGUAACUACGUCAAUGAGGUAAAAGGUCCCGCCAUGAAACUACUUGGACUGUAUGGUAUCCAGGGCCUGUUAACAACUGGCUACAUCAUCUUACUGUCAAGGGUGGGAGAAAGAGUUGCAGCAGACAUGAGGAAAUCCCUGUUUGCUUCCCUGUUAAGGCAAGAUGUUGCUUUCUUUGACGCCAAUAAAACUGGGCAGCUUGUAAAUCGUUUGACUGCUGAUAUUCAGGAGUUCAAGUCUUCCUUUAAACUGGUCAUUUCUCAGGGCCUGAGGAGCAUCACACAGACAGUCGGGUGCUUUGUGUCUCUCUACGUCAUCUCGCCAAAGCUCACAGGCUUGACAGUGGUUGUCCUCCCGUGUCUUGUGGGAGCAGGAGCGCUCAUUGGGUCAUUUCUGCGCAAACUGUCUCGUCUGGCUCAAGAACAGGUGGCAAAAGCAACAGGCGUGGCAGACGAGGCGCUGGGUAAUGUCCGGACAGUGAAAGCUUUUGCUAUGGAGGAACGAGAGCUCCAAUUAUACGCAUGUGAGGUCGACAAAUCCUGCGAAAUGAAUGAAAAUCUUGGUGGAGGAAUAGCCGUUUUCCAAGGCUUGUCAAACAUGGCACUGAACUGCAUCGUCCUUGGCACUAUUUUUGCUGGAGGGACCUUAAUUUCAAGCAAUGAGCUGUCUCCCGGAGACCUCAUGUCGUUCUUGGUUGCGUCUCAGACUGUUCAGAGGUCCUUGGCUAGUAUUUCCAUCCUUUUCGGACAGGUGGUGAGAGGGAUAAGCUCCGGGGCUCGGGUUUUUGAAUAUAUGUCUUUGCAGCCAACUAUUCCUCUCUCCGGGGGAGGACGCAUCCCCUAUCACUCACUGACGGGAAGGGUGGACUUCAUGAACAUUUCAUUCAGUUAUCCAACAAGACCCGGCCAUGAAGUCCUGAAGAGAUUCAAUUUGACGCUGCCACCUUGUAAAACCGUCGCCAUUGUCGGUGAAUCUGGAGGAGGGAAGUCCACGGUGGCGUCCUUACUGGAGCGUUUCUACGACCCGACCAGCGGCGUGGUCAUGCUGGACGGGCUCGAUAUUCGUACGCUGGAUUUGGCCUGGCUAAGGGGCCAAGUUAUUGGGUUCAUCAAUCAGGAGCCAGUUUUGUUUGGAUCAUCCAUCAUGGAGAACAUCCGCUUCGGGAAGCCCGGUGCCACAGAUGCUGAGGUGAUUAGUGCUGCAAAGCAAGCCAACGCUCACCGCUUCAUUACGAGCUUCCCAGAUGGCUAUAACACCAUGGUUGGUGAGCGAGGCGUGAUGCUAUCCGGGGGCCAGAAACAGCGCAUCGCCAUCGCCCGAGCUUUGGUCAAGAACCCCAGCAUCCUGGUGCUCGACGAAGCCACCAGCGCCCUGGAUGCAGAAUCGGAGCGCGUGGUGCAGGAAGCUCUGGACAGGGCCACGAGGGGUCGCACUGUGCUCAUCAUCGCCCACAGGCUCAGCACCAUCCAGGGGGCCGAUUUCAUCUGCGUCAUGAGCAAUGGCCGCAUUGUGGAGGCCGGGACACAUUUGGAACUGCUGAGCAAAGGAGGACUUUAUUCUGAUCUGAUCCGCAGACAAAGAGCCGAGGGGCAGAAAUAAAGAUUUACAAACUGUUUUCAGCAGCGCAAGAAUAAAUUACAGAGUUUAAUUGGUGGAUUACAUCGAAUGGGUUAGAAUAUUAACAUGGCUCUGUUUAGUUUUAGAUAAACAGUAUGUUUGUGUAUAGAUGGACCAACUGGAUUAAAAUGUGAUGACUUUAUAAACACUUCCAAAACAAAUGAAAUGAUAAAUUAUAGUUUUUGGAAAAUAAAAUCUUGAGAAGAGAAA